AUGCCUGUGGAAGUUUUUUCGAAAUUAGACAGGGGAACUGUAUAUUUGUCUGGAGAGUCAAUUGAUGCUACUGUAACACUACAGAAUGUCACAGGAGAAGAAGAUGACCCAAUGGACGAGAGAAUCGCCUGGGCUUCGAUCCAGUUCCACUGCGAAUGUUCCGUCAAUCAAACUCGAAUCACUGCUCCGACGAGCUACGAACUCCCACCGAGCGAUAAGGAAAAACGCAGCUCCUUUCCUGUAGGAACAAUGGCUCCAGUUGUCUUCAAGACCGAACCGAACAUUUUCACGAUUGAUUUGAGACUGAGAGCGGGAGAGAAGAAAACUUUUAAUUUCAGCGAAAAGAUUCCUUCUGACGCGCCGCCCAGUUAUUCUGGCGGAUUUGUCAAGUACUGUUACAAAAUGACUGUAGCGCUGCAACGAGUUUCGUCAAAAGAAAAAGCUCCGAUUCAUCGAGUUCGCGUGCCUUUUCGAGUUCUUGUUUUAUACGGCCUCAGUGAAUAUCAUGGAGAAUCAAAUCCUGUACCAGCAAAUCCCUUCAUGGAAGAAGCUCGCGCUCAACAACAACCUGCAAAUCUACUGGACCUGGCCUCGGACUUACUGAAUAGAAUAACAGCCAAGAGAAGCCUAAAUGUUUACAGAAUCGCGAACGGCCGAGCGAAAACUGAUCCUGGAAAAGAUUUUACAGAAGGAACUGUGUCCUGUCUGCAGAUCGCUGUUUGCUUGCAAGCGGAGGAACAAGUUGCGGAGGAGUACAAAAAGCGCCCGAUUCAUAAUCACAUAACCAACUUUGGACGUCAGGUGGAGCCUUGCCUCUUCUCCAAAAAGACGCAUUUGAUCCUUCCCGUCCCACUUUUCGUCUGUCCCGGCUUUUUGACCGAACUAAUCCACCUCAAAUGGCGACUUCACUUUGAAUUCACCACCGCCGUGGGUCAACUCGAAGGCCAAACCCUCAGCGACGACUCUUGCAAGCUGUGGCAAGGCCCCUUCCAAAUGAAAACGGAGCAAAUGCAAUGGGACCUUCCUAUCAAAAUCCUUCCAACGCUGCCCUCUCUUGCUGAAAGUGGAAUUGCCGAUGGACUGAGCAAUCAGCAAUUUUAG
Molecule: messenger RNA, 1101 nt
Organism: Oikopleura dioica
Lineage: Eukaryota; Metazoa; Chordata; Appendicularia; Copelata; Oikopleuridae
Source: the annotation of a GenBank genome assembly